Messenger RNA from Aspergillus wentii DTO 134E9, 1914 nucleotides. RefSeq names its product protein gprM (gene gprM). Gene Ontology annotation, cellular component: membrane. The record is from RefSeq and is a predicted model, not a curated record. The coding region runs from base 226 to 1701 and encodes 491 amino acids. Lineage: Eukaryota; Fungi; Ascomycota; Eurotiomycetes; Eurotiales; Aspergillaceae. Gene Ontology annotation, biological process: cell surface receptor signaling pathway; G protein-coupled receptor signaling pathway. The transcript is spliced from 4 exons. Gene Ontology annotation, molecular function: G protein-coupled receptor activity.
UCGUCUCCCCUCCUUCCCCUCCCGAACCCAUUGAUUCCUUUCUUUCUCCGCAUGAGAUAAUCUAUUCGACUCCAUCUGUCUGUCUGCCGGGUAAUAAGGCUGCGAGCCUCUCGCGCGGGGUGUCCAACACGCUGGAUCGUACGGAACGAAGCCUCGAGAUCCGGUCAAUUCCCAAUGAUAUGAUUAUCCUGCCGCCUCAAUCGCUUUCACAGACCACCUUCCAAUAUGACGAACAGCACACUCAAUGGGCUCUGUCCAACUCCGUUUCUGCAGGAGGGUCUCUUCCCUUCUUCCGGUGGAUUCAUCAAAGGUCGAUACUGUGAGAAGAUUCCGACACGUGGUGGUGAGGUCUCUUGUUGUCUGCCUUGUCCGUUGGGUGAAUGGAUAUAUGGCGAUGAUGUAAUUCCCAAAACCGAAGUCGCGGGCUGGACCAGCGUGGCCAUCUUACCUCUUUGUAUCUUCCUAUUAUUAUCCUACGCCGUGCUUCCGGCCAAAUGGACUCACCGUCACUACCUGAAUAUCUGCUUUACUCUUGGUAUCUGCUUCAUGGAGCUUGCAUUUAUCAUUCCCCUCGGCGCAAAACCAGAGCAAUGCCACAACGAUAUUACCCCCAAUGACAUGUAUUCUGAUCUAUCAUGCGCUUUUACCGGCUCUCUACUUUUAUUUGGAGGAUGGAUUGUUAUAAUAUGGAGUUUCAUUCGUACAGUUGCCUUUCAUCUCCAGGUUUGCUGGGAAGUCAUGCUGGGCCCCAAGUUCAUGUGGGGAGCUUUCCUCUGCGGUUGGGGAAUUCCUGCCCUUGGAACCACUUUGAUGCUCAUUUAUACCGGCGUAUCCUUCCGAUUUGGAGGGACUUGCCAUAUUAAUAUCGACCACGGCUUACAGGCUUACUGGAUCCCCAUCACUGUAUUUGCUGUUGCUGCCCUGGUCCUCCAGGUAGUUACAAUGGCAUACUGUAUCCAUGUAUAUGUCCGGUCUCUUUUCGACAAUGACACCACGACCAACAGCUCAGGCCUGCCUUCAUACUCGGCCAGCAUCACUACCGUCACCGCACGUCAAGCAUACAAGCGCAUCCGGCGGGUCCUCCAGCUCCAAUGGAGGGGCGUGGCACUUGUCUUGAUUAUCAUCGGAAACGUCAUCUUCUUUGCUGUUGUUUUCAUCAAAUUGGACAAUGCUGUGACGCCUAACGAGGCAAACGUCAAAAAGGCUAUCCCUUGGCUCUUAUGUUUGGUUACCACUGAAGGUGACAGAAAGGCCUGCGCGAAGAAAGCAGAGGUCCUCGGCCCGAAUGAAGCCACGCUUCUAGCCCUUCUCAUUCUGUUGUCACUCGUGGGCCUGUGGAAUUUUAUCCUCUUUGCACGACCGUCGAUGUUUGUCGGAUGGGUCGAUUUCUUCAGGUCAAAAUUCGGUAAAGAGCGCGAAUUUAUUUCCGCUGACCCAGAGCGCUAUACAGAUUCUCGAGCAUACGAGAUGAUUACCAACUCAACACUACCAUCGCUCAAAACGCCAGAGCCGGUAGUGAGAGCACCGAGUCCGAUACUGAAAGCUAGCCCUACUACUAGCGAGCACUAUGGACGAGAUGCUAAAUACUCUCGGCCACCUAUGAGUUUCUCACGGCCACUGCCAGCCAGUCCACAAGGUCGAGACUGGGACCCGAAAUCCACAUUUGCCCCGAGCCAUUCUCGGGAUCCUAGUGGUGCAUAAUGACUAUGAUGAUUUUCUGCUUUAUUAUUUAUUGCGCUUUGCGGUGUUGAAAAAAACUGUACAUUUCCACGGCGCAUCUGGACGAUGCACGACCUGUAUACCCUAACUAUAUUGGUGUUUGGAUUUCCCACAUUGCUGGUUGGAGUUUUGUUCUUAUUUUUUGGUCGUUGGUCGGUUGGGGGCUCGGGAUCCAGUUCUACUGUUCAAAUGGGU